Notolabrus celidotus (New Zealand spotty) is the source of this 945-nucleotide messenger RNA. It is a transcript of the gene mcts1, whose product is annotated as MCTS1 re-initiation and release factor. NCBI's taxonomy places the organism in Eukaryota, Metazoa, Chordata, Actinopteri, Labriformes, Labridae. The transcript has 6 exons. Gene Ontology annotation, molecular function: RNA binding. The record is from RefSeq and is a predicted model, not a curated record. Bases 197 to 742 code for a protein of 181 amino acids. Gene Ontology annotation, biological process: formation of translation preinitiation complex.
GCAGUUGUCGUAAAAUGACGCAAUCCUCACAUCGCUUGCCUUCCUGUGCGGAACAGGCGUGGAAUAUUAGCAUUAGCAUAACAUGAUAUAUGCGUCGUUUAUUGUUGAUUUUUUGUGUUAACAAUAGCGGUUUUUGCGUGCUUAGUGCGGACGAGUGUUGUUACAAUUGCGUAAGGAGUGACGGAAAGCAGCAAGGAUGUUUAAGAAAUUUGAUGAGAAAGAAAAUGUGUCGAACUGCAUCCAGCUGAAGACAUCAGUGAUCAAAGGCAUCAAAAAUCAGCUUCUGGAGCAGUUUCCUGACAUCGAGUCAUGGCUCAACCAAAUAAUGCCCAAAAAGGACCCUGUCAAAAUAGUUAGAUGCCAUGAACACAUUGAAAUCCUGACAGUGAACGGAGAACUGCUGUUCUUCAGACAGAGAGAAGGACCAUUCUACCCAACCCUCAGACUGCUGCAUAAAUAUCCUUUCAUUCUUCCACACCAGCAAGUAGACAAAGGGGCCAUCAAAUUUGUCUUAAGUGGAGCCAACAUCAUGUGCCCGGGGCUGACGUCACCUGGUGCUAAACUCUACCCAGCUGGAGCUGACACGGUAGUUGCCAUAAUGGCGGAAGGCAAACAACAUGCACUUUGUGUUGGCGUGAUGAAGAUGUCUGCAGAAAGCAUAGAAAAAGUCAACAAGGGAAUCGGUAUUGAGAAUGUUCACUAUCUGAAUGAUGGACUGUGGCACAUGAAGACGUAUAAAUGAUGACAUCAUUGCCUACAGCACCCCCCCCCCCCCCUCCCCCACUGCACCCACCCCUAUUCACUUGGAAAGUGUGGAGCUCUUGAUGGUGAGGCCUGAGCUGCCAGUCUACUGUUUACACUUAACUUAGUUGUGUAACCACCUGGAGGCUUUGAGCCAACCGCCACAAUGUACAAAUAAAGGAAUGGUCGUGCUAUAAAAACAAA